Molecule: messenger RNA, 1084 nt
Organism: Balaenoptera ricei (Rice's whale)
Lineage: Eukaryota; Metazoa; Chordata; Mammalia; Artiodactyla; Balaenopteridae
Gene: GPR15LG
Product: G protein-coupled receptor 15 ligand
Exons: 3
Coding region: 36-281 (81 amino acids)
Molecular function (GO): G protein-coupled receptor binding
Source: RefSeq, a predicted model, not a curated record
GCCUCCCCGGGACGUGCGGUUCCCACCCGGCCACCAUGAGGUUUCUAGCCCUCGCCAGACUACUCUGCAUCUUGCUUCUCUGCUUGUCCGUCUUCUCCGCAGAAGGAAGAAGGCAUCCGAGGCAUCCUGCCAAGCCCGGGAAAGGCAAGCCCUGCUGUCCCCGAGUUCCUGGUCCUGACCUGAUGACCCGGAAAGGACACCAUGUGAGAAGCUGCAGACCAUGCAAGUUCAAGCCAAAGCCCCGCUCUUGGGUGGUGCCUGGGGCACUCCCACAGGUGUAGUGCUCCCCAAAACAGGCUCCAUAUAGCCGAGACCCUCAUGCUCAGUGCCUUAGGCACCCAGAAGACUUAGGUUCCCCCAGGAUGCUCCCCUCAAAGUUGGGGCUGACGACAAAGCCUCUGCCCAUGAACCUGAGCCUUCUCUCUUAAAGACACAACAUUUCUUGCCUGCCAUGUUGCACUGUGCUCAUGCUGCCUUUUAGAAAAGCCAGAACCAGAAUCUUCUGAAAACCACAACAUGGAUUCAAAGGUCAAAGUUCUGGAAUGCCUGUUUUGUUGUGUGGCCCUGGACAAGUAACUUAAACCCUCUGGGCUCAUGCUGGCUUCAGAGAUAUAAAAUCCAGCGAGACAAAACAUACAAGGAAGGCAUCAACGGGCUUCACUAACCCCUUUCAACCUUCAUGGCAGCAAGCUGGGACGUUGCAGGGCUUCAUGUCGGGCAGCAAAGGCCCUGGGAAAGUUUCAGAACUCCAGAUCCUGGUCUCAAUCAUGCCACCAACCUUCAGAGUUAUGGUGUUCCAGGUUCAGCCCACCUGGCCUCAGUCUUCACCUGGCCCCUUGAACGCUGAUAGUCAAGACUCCACCGUGACCUGUGGCAGCUACAAAUCUGGAGACUUCCCAGCCUGCCAGGGUGCAGGGUAACAGGAGCCCAAGAGCAGCCAACCAGCCACGCAGAGGUUCAUCUGUCCUGAGAUACACCUAAGCCCCACGUCCCAUGGCUCCUGAAGGAACCCCUUCCUGACUUCCCGAUGUGAAUCUGCUGGAAAGAACGUUCAAAGAAACAAAUUGUAAAUAAAUAAACAAAA